This is a messenger RNA of Gallus gallus (chicken), 327 nucleotides long. Its product is annotated as coiled-coil domain-containing protein 81-like. Bases 7 to 288 code for a protein of 93 amino acids. The record is from RefSeq and is a predicted model, not a curated record. Lineage: Eukaryota; Metazoa; Chordata; Aves; Galliformes; Phasianidae. The transcript is spliced from 3 exons.
AGUAAAAUGGGAACAGCGACCAAGCUGGCACUGCAUGCCGACCUCCUCUCCCCGCGAGCAGCUCAGGUGCUCCAAAGGUUGGAGCCCCACCUCCAUCAGCAAGAGGCUUUUGCUGACACCGCGGAAAGAAACCGGCAGAAGCUGGAGCUGAAGCGGCAGCUCCCCUGUGCUCGAUGCUCGUACCGCUCCAGAGGGGAAGGUGCUGGCAACAGUGGUGACGGCGCUGGAGCUGUCGGCAAGGGGGCUGGGAAGCUGUCCGGAUUUCCACCUGUGAAUGGCAAAUCGUAGAAUCAAAGACUUGUAGAAUGGCCUGGGUUGAAAAGGACC